Molecule: messenger RNA, 661 nt
Organism: Capsella rubella
Lineage: Eukaryota; Viridiplantae; Streptophyta; Magnoliopsida; Brassicales; Brassicaceae
Product: germin-like protein subfamily 3 member 4
Exons: 1
Coding region: 1-639 (212 amino acids)
Cellular component (GO): cell wall
Molecular function (GO): manganese ion binding
Source: RefSeq, a predicted model, not a curated record
AUGAAAAUUGUCGUGGUGAUCAUGUUUUGUGCGAUCUUAUCAUCUGUCUCCCCGGAUUCAGACAAUAUGCAGGACACAUGUCCGACGGCUCCAGGAGAACAAAGUAUCUUCUUCAUCAAUGGUUAUCCUUGCAAGAACCCGACCGAGAUCAACGCUCAAGAUUUCAAGUCCACCAAACUUAGAGUAGCUGGAGACACAGACAACUAUCUUCAGUCGAACGUCACAUUGCUCACUGCAUCAGAGUUUCCUGGUCUCAACACUCUAGGCCUCUCAGUCUCUCGCAUGGACCUGGAAAGGGAUGGAUCUGUGCCCUUCCAUUCACAUCCGAGGUCAUCCGAGAUGCUCUUUGUGGUCAGCGGAGUCAUAUUUGCUGGAUUUGUGGAUACCAAAAACAAGAUUUUUCAGACGGUUCUGCGAAAAGGUGAUGUUUUUGUCUUCCCCAAAGGAUUGCUUCAUUUCUGUUUAAGCAGUGGCUUCGAAGGAGCCACUGCUCUCUCGUUUUACAAUAGCCAGAAUCCUGGAGUGGUGAACAUUGGAGGAGUUUUUGGGGUCGAUCAAGAGCAUAUAAAGAACAUGAUGAGGUCCUUAAUUACUGGCUCUGGCUCUAGCUCUGGAAUCACGGACGGUGAUGUGCUUUAGAGUGUUUCUUUUAUUCAUCAUG